Molecule: messenger RNA, 2181 nt
Organism: Candidozyma haemuli
Lineage: Eukaryota; Fungi; Ascomycota; Pichiomycetes; Serinales; Metschnikowiaceae
Product: fungal specific transcription factor domain-containing protein
Exons: 1
Coding region: 1-2181 (726 amino acids)
Biological process (GO): DNA-templated transcription; positive regulation of transcription by RNA polymerase II
Molecular function (GO): sequence-specific DNA binding; DNA-binding transcription factor activity, RNA polymerase II-specific; zinc ion binding
Source: RefSeq, a predicted model, not a curated record
AUGAGCGAUGAUAAGACGCUAGGGAAGAACUUGACUAGGGCAGAGGCGGUGGCAUUGGAGCAGAGAAUUCGGCAGUUAUCUGAAAACUUCCAAAGUCAGGAUUCAAACGUGCAAACAGAGCAGACGGAAAGUUCGGGAGAGGGCGAGGCCCAGAGACCUAAGAAGCGUAAGAUAUCAGUAGGCUCUGCCAGUAGUGAAGAUCUGGAGUCUGAAACCAGCGAUAACGAAAACCAGUAUAAUGGGCUUAACACGCUUCUAGGUACGGCGAUUUCAGAGUAUGGAAGCUCUCACGUAAGCGAGGAUAUUCGUGGAGAGAUCAGACGGUACUCCCAUUCGUUUACUCCCCAGGGUGCCAGGGAAACGUUCAUUGCAACGGAAAACUUGUCUAUUGGAAAAUUGGGAAGAGACUUUCUUAAAGCUCUGCGGAAGAAUACUGUUAGAAAUAGGGCCACCGAUAUUACUGCCUACGAUAUGGGUAUUUUGAAGAGAGUAUCUAGACGGUACUUUACCUGGAUCAAUAGUGCCUACCCAGUGAUGCACGAAACACAGUUCUACGAGCUUCUAGAGCUGUGCCAUGGCUCUGGAGGUACUGCUUCAAAGGUGUCGUUAUUGCAAGUGAAGAUCGUUAUAGCCAUAGCUUUGGCAUCUAUAAGUCGACCUCACCUUUCGACGUCUGAGCUUGGCCAUAGUGCUCAUGCCUUUUGGAAGUCAGCUACAAGGCUCCUCGCAGCGUCUAUAAGUGACGCUCCAGGCCUUGUUCAGCUUCAGAUAUCAUUACUUUUGUUGCAGUAUACUCUUCUAGUUCCCAAAACAGGCAACCUCUGGCAACUUGCUGGCUCGGCAAUGAGAUGUGCAACGGAAUUGGGUAUUUACGCUGAGCCCACUCCAGGAAAACAUGUUGAGCCAUUGACUCUCGAUCUUCGUCGUCGCCUUUUUUGGACAUGCUAUUGCAUCGAUAGGACUCUCAGUACUAUUAUGGGACGUCCUAGCAGUAUUCCUGACGAAUGGAUCAGUUCAGAAAUGCCUUCGUUGGUGGAGGACUCACUUAUUACCAUAGACGGAAUACAGUCAGGCCCUACAUGUCAUUUAAAAAUUGCCCUCAUCCAUCACGUUCACAUUUGCCGUUUACAGUCAGAGAUCCAUGGUAGACUCUACGCCCCAGGACACAACUCAAGGCUUGACCAAGAGAGUCUUUCAAAGUGGACAUGGCAUACAUACGACCAGCUAAGAGCAUGGCGUCAAUCACAUGUAUAUCCCACUCCAUUGAUCACUAAAGAAUGGACAGAAUUUCAAUUUCAUAUUGCUGUCGUUCUUCUUUUGAGACCUUCUCCAAAUAGAGCUACGCCAACUUUCGAGGAGCUUCAUGUUGCUUUCCAUUCAGCUGGACAGGCAAUGAACCUUGUUAAAAUAAUGCACCGAGAAGCUUCCGCUGUCUUCGGUUGGUUAACAGUCCAGAGUCUCUUCAUGUGUGGUUUGACCUACAUUAAGUAUCUUCGAACACUUUGCAAUGGCAACGAAACACAUUUGUGCAAGCCGUUUGUUGAAAUCAUUCUUGAAGUCCAAGCAUGUACUUCGAUGCUUGAAACAUUAUCGGCAUUAGAUACUGGUGAUCACGAACAGAUACGAAACGUAUUUGAACUAGCUUCUUCAAACGUUCUUCAUGAACUAGCCAACUCAUGCGACGUUGCCAGUCAGUCCAACAAAGAUAACGAGUGUAUUUGGGAUCUACUUGCCAAAUCCUCUAAUUCUUCACUACAACGGCCCACAAACAUCCAAGGAAGCCCCAUCGAGGUACAAAAAGAGUCUAGCAUUCUUUUCAUUUCGAAGCUUCAAGAAAGAGACAACUCACUUAUGGACGAUGAACAUUUCUACCAACAUGAUGUGGAUGCUAAUUCAACUUCUGGGUACACCCAUUCUCGAAGGUACGAGAGUGCAAUGACCAGCGAUUCCCAAGGUGCCAUUGCUACAAGAACCUGGAAUAGCUCAGAGGCAUCUACAAAUCCCCCAAUUAACAGAGAUGUACCAAGAGAUGUUCCAUACUUCGACAGAGGGUACCACUCAUUCCAGAGCCCUGGAGUGUUCGCUUCACCCAUGAACGAAGGCAUCACUGCCAGCGAUCUACCCAACAUUCCCGACGAUACUAGUGCCGAUCUCGAAAGGUGGUUCCUCUACCCUAUCUAA